CCUUCCUGAGAGGUUUGUGUCCCAGGGAGGUGGUCGGUUCAGUUUGUAAUCUGUAUGUAGCAGAGCUGCAGGAGGGACCCUGAGACAGAAAGUUACAUUCAGAGCAGACAACCCCCUCCCCUCAGAACACCGACCUUUCCAAAUCUCAGAACACCCCCGAACUACUUUGACCCUCUGGGCGCCGCCCCAAGCGACGAAAACCAGCGCACAGCAAGAUCCCACAGCUGCAGACACCGACCAGCGAGUGGUUUCGGUGUGAAAGUUUCCCCAGGAUGAAGGUCGGCAAGAUCCGCGGCUUCCUGCUGCUCCCGGACAGGCUGGAGGAUUCGGUCUACACCCGGGGCCAGCUGAUGUCGGGCCGGGUGAUCCUGGACCUGCGGGCGGCCGUUGCCAUCCGCUCGCUGCUGGUGUGUGCCCAGGGCAUGGCCGCGGUGCACUGGCUGGAGAGCAGGAGCAUCGGCAUGAACACAGUCUACUCGGAUUAUAGCUCUCACCAAACCUACUUCAAACAGAGGCAGCACGUUAUCCGAGAUAAUGGGGAAAUCACCCUUCUCCCAGCUGGUCGCCAUGAGUUUCCAUUCAGCUUCCAGCUUCCUGAAGAAAACCUGGUGACCUCCUUUGAGGGGAAGCAUGGCAGUGUACGCUACUGGGUCAAAGUCAAGCUUCACCGUCCCUGGGCCACCGUGAAGAAAAUCAAACGGGAAUUCACAGUGAUUGAGCCCAUCGACAUCAACACACCGUCAUUACUGGCUCCCCAAGCUGGUACAAAGGAGAAGUUGGCUCGGGUCUGGUACUGUAACCUUGGUCAUGUGUCGCUGACAGCAAAAAUUGACCGAAAAGGCUACACACCAGGAGAGGUGAUCCCCAUUUUCGCCGAGGUCGAUAACUGCUGUUCCCGCACAGUAACCCCCAAAGCGGCCAUUGUCCAAAUACAAACAUUCAUCGCUCGGGGGACAAUGAAGCAGAAGAGGGCAGUGGUGGCAACGUUGCAAGGCGAGGGUGUGACCCCCAGGAAGAGGGGCUCUUGGCAUGGCCGGCCCCUAAAGAUCCCCCCGGUGUCGCCCUCGCUCCUGCAAUGCCGGGUGAUUCGUGUGGAAUACAUCCUCAGGGUUUAUGUCGAGAUCCCAGGAACGUCCAAACUGUCCCUGGAGUUGCCCCUUGUCAUCGGCACAAUUCCCCUCCAUCCAUUUGGCAGCCGCUCGUCUAGCGUUGGAAGCCAGUACAGUAUGGAGAUCAACUGGCUGCGCCUCAGCCUCCCUGAGAGACCAGAGCCACCCCCUGACUAUUCAGAGGUGGUUUCUGAGGAUCAAGCUGAGCGGUCUGACCAAGGACUGUCCCUCCCAGAGGAUGAUGAGGCCCUCGACCGAGUGCUGGAACGGCCCUUCUUUGCCUAUGUACAGGAGUUCCGUUUUAGACCCCCACCCAUUUACUCUGAGAUUGAUCCUCAUCCUCCAAGAUCAGACAUGCGCCCGCGAUGUAUGACCUGUUGAAGAAUUCGCUGCAAGUAACAGAGUUUAAAAAUAAGGAAAAGCGAGAUUUUUAAACCGGUUAAAGGUCCUUGGGAUGCUUCCCAGGCACCUUUGAAAGCAAACUCGGGAUAUUGCUGUCUGAAGAGGAACAAGGCCAUCCUGUAUAAAGGGAGAACAUCCUCUGACUUCUGUGGCAAUGGUGCAAGUCAGAUUGGGAUCCACGGCUAGCUUUCUGCCUGUUGAGCUGUCUCCCUUUGGUUGCUCUGUUCUACUGAACUUGACAUCUCAUCAAAUGGUUUCGCAUAAUUACUGCCUGUAACGGACCCAGUGGACGAUGUGACAGCAAGAGAGGGUGUGUAGGAGGGGUCUGCUGUUUAAAGAACACGGGCUACAGCUGAAUGGGUCCAGCCCCUUUCCCUCGCCUCCAUAUGACCUGGGCAUUCAUCUUGCUGGAGCUGUCUGUCAACAUCUUGUGCCUCCAGCUCGUAUGGACUGAGCAUGCAGUGUGUUGAGAUUUGGGGAGGGGCAAGUGUUACUGUCUGGUCAUCGGCUUGUGCAUGCGGGCGUUCAAGGGCUUGGGAGUGGGGGGCCCACCCCAAUUUAACCAGUCAGCUUUUGAGAGUUUGUACGGGGUUUGGGUCCAGUUCUGUCAGAUUUGCAUCCUGACACUGAGUUCAAUAUGUAGUUAUGACCCCUUCCAGUGGUUGCAGUAAUACCAACAGAAAUGUGGGAUCAAGUGUUGCAGCUGAAACACUGUUAGAUGCAAGAGGUUAGGUUUUGAGGGAAAAGUAAGAAACAUUGUCAGAAUGUUGCUUAAUAAUUCCUCUGUGGUGUCCACUUGCGAUGAUCUCUCCGGUCCCAAUUUCAAAAAAACUGUUCUGAAGUAUCAGACCCCACAGUGUGGGAAAAUAUUUCGGAACAUCCUGAGCUUGAGGGUAACAAUACAAAACUGACUUCUUUCAAAUGUAUGAUCAAUAACCAUUUCUAAUAACAUCCUACUUUGUCUUAGAACUGGAUGCCUUGUAGGUUUUUCCCAGGUACAUGAGUGGAGAGUGAACCAGGAAGGGAGAGAGUAGGAGAGGCGAUUGUCUGGCAAACUGUAAUUAACAAAGGUUUUCUGGGAGUGAGAGGGGGCUUUGGGAAAGAACAUGAGAGGUAUGAGGUUGCAUAAGAUAUCAGUGACCAAUAAAAGCCAAAGUUAAUCAGAGCAAUGAUAAUUUAUGCAAUUUUCGUUAGAAGGGUCUACAAAAAGGUAUGAGUGAUUUUCUUUUUGUCUUUGUUACACAUGAACUGUGAAUGGGUGGGGACAGAGAGACAGAUAUGACUAUGGUAAUGAUCUAACUUCCAGUAUUAUGGAGUUGGUUCCAUAUGUGACCCAGAUGCCAGGUUUCAGAGACCUGCUGCUUUAGAAAGGAACCUUUUCUUUACAGAUUCUGUUUUUCAAGAAACAACAAGAGCAACCUGUGUUUCUAUGGUAUCUUUUUAAGUAAUUGAGAAUCCUGAAGUGCUUUGCAUUUGUGUAUGGAGUUUAGCUCAAUCAAGGAGGGUAUGUUAUAGUGGACAAUUUAACGAGCAUGGGUACACUUGAGGAGGACAGUGAGGUGGAAAGGUUUAGGAAAGGAUUUCCAGAAUCUAGGGUCAAAGUAACUGAAAGCAAGCUCACCGUUGGUAGAGUGAUUAAAGUUGGUUGCCUGGAGAGGCCAGAGCUGUAGGAAUGUGGGAAUGUAGAAAGUUGUGGAAGGGUAUAGGGAUAGUAAUGGAUGAGGUCAUGGAAUACAUUGAAGCGAAGACUGGUCAGUGAGCAAAUGGUGAAUAAACUUGGUGUGAUUUAGGAUCCUGAUGAGCAGAGUUUUGAAUGACAGGUUUAUGAGAAGUAGAACACAGUCAGCUGAAGCUGUACCUUACUCAGUUAUGCAAGACAUCAAAAACUAUUGGCAGUAGAAAGAUUACUUAUUGGAGAUCUGUAGCAACUUGAUAGAUUGGCGCGCUAACGUGUCAGGUGCGAGCAUAGUGUCACCAGGCUUUCUUGGAUUGUCCUGGAGUUUCAUUGAAUUAAUAUCCAAGAAACCACAUGAUCAAAACUUUUGAGAAGAAAUAUCAUUGCAUUCAAACCCAACAUUUUUUUAGAAGCAACACUGGUUAUUAGAGUUGGCUUCACAAAGAUACUGGUUAAAUGCCAUCCAGUUAGGGGUUAGUAAGGAGAUUAUUCUGCUGGCUGUGGAAAUCUGGGGCAUCAUGAGAAUGGGCACCUCGGACAACCCCUGGGGCAGAGGUGGGUUGAAAUGUCAAAAGCCUCCAGGAUUGUAUCAUUCCUGAUUUUUGGCAACCUCUACGUUAGUGGGACAGCUCUGAGCAAUGUUUCUGGUUAUCACGUGGAAUACGAUUGGGAUAAAAUCCCAUCUUCCUUGUGUAUAUAAAAUCCUACAUGUUUCAGACUGUUAAACUGUCUUUUAAAAAGAAAAGAUAUUUUUGUAUUGUUUUUCUUUACAAUAAAAUGUUAUCAGAUUA
Stegostoma tigrinum is the source of this 3977-nucleotide messenger RNA. RefSeq names its product arrestin domain containing 2 (gene arrdc2). Gene Ontology annotation, cellular component: cytoplasm; plasma membrane. The record is from RefSeq and is a predicted model, not a curated record. NCBI's taxonomy places the organism in Eukaryota, Metazoa, Chordata, Chondrichthyes, Orectolobiformes, Stegostomatidae. The coding region runs from base 273 to 1490 and encodes 405 amino acids. The transcript is spliced from 8 exons. Gene Ontology annotation, biological process: protein transport.